AUGGGUUCAGAGCGCCUAGGUGCAGCAGCAAUGCAUAGCCAAGGUAUUGAUGUCCUCAUGAACGCUAUCCGUCUCGGCGAGAUCAAUGCUGUUCGGGAACACCUAAUAGCUUCUAAACAUCACCUCAAUGCCGUGGAUAAAUUUGACUAUUCUCCCAUCGGUUUGGUAGCAAUCCUAUUCAGGCAAGCCUCUGUGGCCACUAUGAUAUCCUCGAGCUCCUUUUAUCACUGGGAGCUAGGUGCGACAGAGGCACCUUCCAAGGUGAAAGACAACAAACAGCCAUAUGCAACGCUGUUGUCGUCUCUACUAUCCAAGGAGGUUGGCUGCGCCUCCCUAACAGGAAUUUAUCGGCCACGUCCAGAUGGUGACACUUUUCUCCAUCCACAUAACAGUGGGGAUGGAAUUGUUGCCCAUGCCUUUGUUCUAAUAGCUCGCUCAAAGUACUUCCGUGACAUCAUGGAGUCUUCGGAAUCGCUACAGGUUGACCGAUUGCCGAUUCCAACGGAUGGGAACUCAACCCUAGCAGUACUCAGGUGUAUGUAUCUGAUCGAUUCGGACGAUAACACCGAAACUGGGGAUACCCCGGACUCUAUCAAACUUUCGGUUUAUUUCGGCCUACCUUCCCUAAGCAAAUCAACCAAUACGGAGCCGAGAGAUGGUACAAACAGGCACACAUCGCUUAUCGAAGCUGCGCAAGAUGACUUUCUUCGACUGUGGGACGAAUGUUUGAGCGUUCCUCUCUGUCUGCCUCGUGGCGAACCAUUUUCUGUUUCUAAAUUAGCACCCCGAGUUCAAGUCCUACGACCGGAUGUUGUGUUAGAGGUAGGGUCGCAGUUCGACGACGAGGUUUUUUUUUAUGCGGUUCAUAAAGCCAUGAUCCAAAGCGAUUUCAUCUGUACGGCGGUCCGGUUCAAGCAAGCGUUCCAGUCAUCACAGAUAGGUGGGCCCACAAUAGUAUCCAUCGAUGUCUCGCCUCAAAUUAUGGAAGCAAUUUUGAAAUGGUUUUACACCGAUAUGGUGGAUAUUCCAGUAGAGGCUGCCCUCGAUUUACUACAAGCAGCAGACAUGCUUUUAAUCGAGAGGCUAAAAUCCAGAGCGUGCUUACUUCUAACGACCCAAGAUAGCGAUGAUUUAUUGACCGGGGAACGCGGAUAUUCUAUCUUCGACGUUGCCCGAGCGGGCUGGAUGACAGGGACGUUUCUUAAGCUUGAUCCAUUCUGCGCCAGGUUCCUUGCAAAUCGUCUGGAGAAGUGUCUGGAGGAGGGCACCAUCAGGUUUCAGUUCGAAGAGCUUAUCCGCGAGUCAGCCAGUAGGAUUCAGAAGAGAGAGGAAACGGAUACGAUAGAACUUAUCGAUGACCUUCGGUACUAUUUGAGCGAACGGUUUAGGAUGCGGUUCGAAGCACUUCCCGCGCACAUGUUUUCCGAUGAAUCGCAGAAUCAUGUCGACAACAUGGAGGCCCAAACCGAGCACACGACCGAGGUACUCAAGACCGACAACCAUGAAUACGAAAGGCUUACUGGUGCCCUUGACGAACUUUUAGUUAAACUGGGGUUUGAUGUGUAA
Messenger RNA from Orbilia oligospora ATCC 24927, 1566 nucleotides. RefSeq lists its product as uncharacterized. Gene Ontology annotation, cellular component: ubiquitin ligase complex; cytoplasm. The transcript has 5 exons. The record is from RefSeq and is a predicted model, not a curated record. Bases 1 to 1566 code for a protein of 521 amino acids. Gene Ontology annotation, molecular function: protein binding. NCBI's taxonomy places the organism in Eukaryota, Fungi, Ascomycota, Orbiliomycetes, Orbiliales, Orbiliaceae.